Thermothielavioides terrestris NRRL 8126 is the source of this 1748-nucleotide messenger RNA. RefSeq lists its product as uncharacterized. Bases 313 to 1578 code for a protein of 421 amino acids. The record is from RefSeq and is a predicted model, not a curated record. The transcript is spliced from 4 exons. NCBI's taxonomy places the organism in Eukaryota, Fungi, Ascomycota, Sordariomycetes, Sordariales, Chaetomiaceae.
AAACAACUGUUCCCAAGCUCGGGCAGUUGCGGGAAGUUCAAGAGGAGCAAGCUUCUUUGUACGCCAACCGCAGAUUUCGAAAAAUUGUGUGCCGCCUUUGGAACUUAGAAUUGAUAACGGCUUCGGUCGAAGUCGGCGCUGCGGAACAAACGCGAUCUCUAGGCGGUGGGUUGGCCGCCGCGUAUUUGUCAAACACAACCAACAACAGUCGCCGGCCGGUCACAAGGGAGACGCCGGCUGCGGUGGCUGAGCAGAGGGAAUAUUUCGACAGAGCGAUAGUCGCGCCAUUUCAGAGUCAGAGUCAGAGCAGCCAUGUGUUUCGGCAGCAAGAACGACGCCCGCGGGGGGGAUGCGCCCCGGCCGGCCCCGAGCCCGCAGCCGCUGGCCUCGGAACAGAAGCCGAGUGUGCCGGGGCGGCACCCCCGGCCAGCAAGUAACGAGUAUGCCCCGCCUCCUGGACCGCCUCCGUCCCACCGUCCGCCGGUGACUACGGGAGCGGACGAUUUCGCUCCGCCGCCGGGGCCGCCUCCGUCUCGCCGGCCUGCGGCGGGUCCCUCCGGAGACGACUUUGCUCCCCCGCCUGGUCCUCCUCCAGGCCACGCGGCCGACGACUUCGCUCCGCCCCCCGGUCCACCCCCGUCUCACAGGCCGCACGACGAUCUGAGCUACAUCGCACCGCCCCCCGGCCCGCCCCCGGCCCAGAGCCAGCCCAAGCCGCAGCACGACUGGGAGGCCGCGGUGCCGGAUACCUCGCUCUUCCCGCCGCCGCCGAGCUUCUUCUCGGGCUUCGACCGCUCGCCGGCCAACAACGCGACCGAGGCCGAGGCCGAGGCCGGCGAGCGCUGGUGCGCCCAGCACCCGCUGACCGCGCCGCUCACCCUGGACGGCCCCGCCAUCGCCGCCCUUGCCGCCCACAACCCGCGCCUGAUGCAGCCCGACGGCUUCCGCGGCACCCUCGUGUGCACCGCGCCCGGCGUCUGGGCCGGCACCACCACCUCCCGCGCGACCGACUCCACCAUCAUCGCCUACCCGCCCCUCUACACCGUGACGCAGCACUCGCCGCUAUCCCCGGCCCGCCCGCCGACCAAGACGAUCUACUACGAGGUGCAGCUGACUCACGCGCACAACGGCCGGCGGCCCGGCGACAUCUGCCUGGCGCUGGGGUUCGCGGCGCUGCCGUACCCGUCGUUCCGCAUGCCCGGGUGGCACCGCGGGUCGCUGGCGGUGCACGGCGACGACGGGCACCGCUUCGUCAACGACCGGUGGGGCGGCAAGGCGUUCACCGCGCCGUUCGCGCGCGGCGAGCGCCUCGGCCUGGGCAUGACCUUCACCGCUGCCAGUGGCAGCGGAAAUGGAGCUCGGGGUCGCAUCGAGACGGAGGUGUUCUUCACCCGCCAGGGCAGGGAGGUCGGCCGGUGGAACCUGCACGAGGAGACGGAUGCCGAGCAGGACCUGCCCGUCACCGGGCUCGAGGGGUACCACGACCUCAGCUGCGCGGUGGGCACCUGCGGCGAGACCGGGUUCGAGGUGCUGUUUGACCCGGCGAGGUGGCUGUUUAAACCUCAGGGGUAUUACUAACAUGACCGGGAGUUAUGGAGAACGGGCAGCCGGAGGAGGGACUUGGUUCUUCAGCCGCUCUUGGGGGAUGCGCUGAGCACAGACGUGUGUAUCUGUAGCGUUUGUAUUCUUAUAAUGCAUCUGAUGAACCACGGAGUAUGUACAAGUGCAAUUGCCGACGGGGUAUCAAU